Molecule: messenger RNA, 1351 nt
Organism: Polistes dominula (European paper wasp)
Lineage: Eukaryota; Metazoa; Arthropoda; Insecta; Hymenoptera; Vespidae
Gene: Slu7
Product: Pre-mRNA-splicing factor Slu7
Biological process (GO): mRNA splicing, via spliceosome
Cellular component (GO): spliceosomal complex
Molecular function (GO): pre-mRNA 3'-splice site binding
Source: RefSeq, a predicted model, not a curated record
UAGCAGCAACAUUUUCUGAAAUUUUUCCUUCAAGUCAUGACUCAUAUAGUUUUGAUUAACGUAGGUAGAGUCUAGUAGACUUUACUCGUUGAUAAACAUAUUAAUCAUAAGAGUGACUAAAAUAAUUAUUAAUUAUUAAAAAAAUGGCCAAUGCAGUUGCCAAUGUACCCGUGUCAAAAAUCUUAAAAGAUAAGACUGCUUGUGAAGAUGAGCCAAGAAAAAAGAGUCGAGAAGAUUGGAGGAAAGCAAAAGAAUUAGAAGAGGCAAGAAAAGCAGGUACAGCGCCUGCUGCUGUUGAUGAAGAAGGCAAAGAUAUUAAUCCACAUAUUCCACAAUAUAUUAGUGCAACACCAUGGUAUUUUGGUGCACAGGGUCCUACAUUAAAACAUCAAAGACCUCAACCUGAGAAACGAAAAUACUUUAGUGGAAUAGAUGAAUGGUACAAACGUGGUGUAGAUACAUCUAAAGUUGCAACAAAAUACCGUAAAGGUGCAUGUGAGAAUUGUGGUGCUAUGACACAUAAAAAGAAGGAUUGUAUGGAAAGGCCUCGUAAGAUAGGAGCUAAGUUUACAAAUAAAGAUAUUGCACCAGAUGAAUUCGCACAGCCUGAUCUGUGCGUUGAUUAUGAUGGUAAAAGAGAUAGGUGGGCUGGUUAUGAUCUGUCCGAACACAAAACUAUUGUCGAAGAAUUUCAAAAAAUUGAAGAAGCUAAAAGACAAAUGCGUGCAGAAAAACUCAAUGCUGAAGAAAAUGAUGAACAAGAUUCAGACAAAGAUGAAGAUAAAUACGUUGACGAAGUUGAUAUGCCUGGAACUAAAGUUGAUUCUAAACAACGUAUUACUGUUAGAAAUUUAAGAAUUCGAGAAGAUACGGCUAAAUAUCUUCGUAAUUUGGAUCUUCAAUCCGCGUAUUAUGAUCCUAAAACUAGAUCUAUGCGUGAUAAUCCUUACGUAGGAACAGAUAGAGAAGUGGAUUAUAAAGGAGGAAAUUUCGUACGUUUCUCAGGAGAUACACAGCAACACGCAAAUGCUCAAUUAUUUGCUUGGGAAGCACACGAGAAAGGAGUCGAUGUACAUUUACUUGCUGAACCUACAAAAUUAGAAUUAUUGAAACAAGAAUAUGAUAAAAAGAGGGAUGAACUGAAAGAUAAAGCACGAGAAAGUAUUAUUAAACGAUAUGGUGGUGAAGAACAUCUUCAAGCACCGCCACCUUCCUUAUUAUUAGCUCAGACAGAACAUUAUCAAGAAUAUUCUAGAUAUGGAAAGAUGCAAUGAAUUGAUAAUGUAAAUUUAAAAAUUAAUAUAAUUAGUUUAACUUUAAAAAAAAAAUUACAUUAAGUUAAAUCUUUUAU